AUGUCCGGAACUGUGCUGGCAACUUGUCAGUCAAGAUCAAAAAGAAGAAGUGGGACUCCUCCUACUCUUUCUGCUCCUUCUGCUCCUCCUACUCCUCCUGUUCCUCCUUCUCCUCUGUGCAGAACCAAGGCCUCUCCAAGGAGCUGGAACCCCCUGGCCACCGCCUCCUUACCCACAUCCUGCAGACCCGUGCCCCUUCCUUACUUGAAGGAGGCAACGGAACAGUGCAAACCACACCCCCAGACCCACACCCACCGAGAAGAACUCAGUGUCUCAGGGGGCCUUCCACCACUUCCCCUCCUCCGCCUCACAGAAGGACUGGCCUCCCCUAGAUAUCAAAGCUGCAGCAAGCAUGGAAGGCGGUGCAGAGCCGACCCCCAGAAGGAGUGGGACAGACAUCCACGCACACCCUACCCAACCCAUGGAAACACCUGGGUGACCCGGGAUCUGCGACCGACCCAACUGGUGACUGGCAUGGGAGCUCCAGUGCUGCACCUCUACCCUCCACUUCCUGCCAGGCCUGAACCCCUGGUCCCCACCCACACCCCCUUCCCAUGUACCCUCUGGCAGGGGGCAGCAGGCACAGCGGACAGCACUGCCCACUCGCCAGCACAUGUGGUGAUGCAUCCAAGGACUCCUCCUACUCUUUCUGCUCCUUCUGCUCCUCCUACUCCUCCUGUUCCUCCUUCUCCUCUGUGCAGAACCAAGGCCUCUCCAAGGAGCUGGAACCCCCUGGCCACCGCCUCCUUACCCACAUCCUGCAGACCCGUGCCCCUUCCUUACUUGAAGGAGGCAACGGAACAGUGCAAACCACACCCCCAGACCCACACCCACCGAGAAGAACUCAGUGUCUCAGGGGGCCUUCCACCACUUCCCCUCCUCCGCCUCACAGAAGGACUGGCCUCCCCUAGAUAUCAAAGCUGCAGCAAGCAUGGAAGGCGGUGUAGAGCUGACCCCCAGAAGGAGUGGGACAGACAUCCACGCACACCCUACCCAACCCAUGGAAACACCUAG
Sciurus carolinensis (gray squirrel) is the source of this 1014-nucleotide messenger RNA. Its product is annotated as extensin-like. The record is from RefSeq and is a predicted model, not a curated record. The transcript has 3 exons. Bases 1 to 1014 code for a protein of 337 amino acids. Lineage: Eukaryota; Metazoa; Chordata; Mammalia; Rodentia; Sciuridae.